AUGGACGACGACACCGAAAUAUGCACUGUCCUGAACACCACUUUGACCCUUGAUGGUGAGUCCGACUCUGACAUCGGUGUUUCCACAAGCUUUGCGAUUUCCCCCAUCAUCACCAUUCUCGUUGGCAGAAAAAAAUGCAAAUACACAGCCCACAAAAUCCUACUGCAAUUGCGCUCUCCGUUUUUUGCGCGAUGCCUAGCUGUCGGAAUGAAAGAGGCUCUAACAAGCAUGGUAGAAUUGCCCGAGGACCAUGUCCAAGCUUUUGAUCUCUUCAUCACCUGGAUCUACCACGGUAAGGUCCGUUCCAUUGAGAAAGAGAAAGACGACGAUACAAAACAUGGUUCCAAGCAGCUCCUUCCAUUGGUGCAGGCCUGGGUCCUUGCAGACAAAUUCGACAUGGAGGUCUGGCAAAACAAAGUCAUUGACGCUUUGGCAAAGUGGUGGAAUGAAGUACCCGUAUACCCAGCCACCAUCAAUUGGGUGGUCAGCAAUGUCGAUGAGGCAAGCAUGCUCUUCAAGAUGGUGAUGGAUCAGUUCGCAUGGGACCUGUCAGACGCCCGUUACAGGGUGCUUGUGGGCGGAACGCGGGCUGCUGAAGGAAUGAAGGAGCUACUCGCCACUGGAAGAUUCCCUGAACAAGUACUCUGGUACGCCAUUGAGACAGAUCAAGACGAAGUCGAUCGGCCAGUGAAGUUUCCAUGCAAAUAUCAUCUGCAUCAUCGCUCAGUCAAGUGCCAACCGCCACAGAAGAAGUGA
Capronia coronata CBS 617.96 is the source of this 756-nucleotide messenger RNA. RefSeq lists its product as uncharacterized. The transcript has 2 exons. Gene Ontology annotation, molecular function: protein binding. The record is from RefSeq and is a predicted model, not a curated record. NCBI's taxonomy places the organism in Eukaryota, Fungi, Ascomycota, Eurotiomycetes, Chaetothyriales, Herpotrichiellaceae. Bases 1 to 756 code for a protein of 251 amino acids.